This is a messenger RNA of Sebastes umbrosus (honeycomb rockfish), 9676 nucleotides long. RefSeq lists its product as uncharacterized. The record is from RefSeq and is a predicted model, not a curated record. Lineage: Eukaryota; Metazoa; Chordata; Actinopteri; Perciformes; Sebastidae. The transcript has 20 exons. Gene Ontology annotation, biological process: regulation of dendritic spine morphogenesis. Bases 384 to 4115 code for a protein of 1243 amino acids. Gene Ontology annotation, cellular component: postsynaptic density; cytoplasm; actin cytoskeleton.
CAUGAGUUUAUUCAGUGGCCAUGCUAAGACAUGGUUAGGAGCGCCUCUGCACUCCGGCGUGCUCUCUCAUCACAGCCAGAGCAUCCCCGGUCCGACCGAGACGCUUCACACACAUGCUGACACAGCUCCGACAUGGACGCGCUGAGAAGAAAGGGAUAAAACUGGAGCGAGGGAAGCCAGAAGAAGAAACAGUAGAAGAAGAAGAAGAGUGAAUGGGGAAGAAAGAAGAGGUUAUAAAGAAGAUAAGAGAGAAAGUGACGGCGCGGUAGAGGAAAGGAAACAGGUGCAUCGAGGCGGAGAAUGGGCAAUUCCUCCUUCCCAGGCAUGUCCCCUCUCUCUCCGUCCAUUCUGUAGUUGCAGGUCGAGAGAAGAGAAAGGGUCCCAUGAUCUCUGCCGGCGAUGCCGAGUUCCCGCGGGAUUACCACACGCUGGCUGGCGGCGGCGGCCGCGGGGCCCGGCGGUUCCCCGACAAUACCAACGGGGGGUUCACGUCGUCCUCGCUGGACCGCCGCCACAACUCCGUGGCCGCCAAGAGCCUGGAGGCCCUGAACAGCAUCCACAAGGCGGACAUCGAACGCCAGCGAGACGCCCUCAUGGACCUCCAGAAGAACAAGUUCUCCAACAGCCCCGGCAGCUUGUCGCAGGGCUCCGUCCCGGCUGGACGACAGCAACAACCAAACUACUGGAGCUUCAAGACUCGAACGCCACGUGUGACUCGACUCAGCCCGACACAGCCGGCGCUCGCUGACCAGGCCAGCAGGGUAUCGUUUGCAUCAGCUGAAAAUCUGGAGACCAUGUCGGAGCCUGAUAUGCCCAUCGGCUUUAACCGGAUGAACCGGCUUCGCCAGAGCCUGCCGCUGGCCCGCUCAUCCAGCCAGGCAAAGCUGCGGGCGCCAGGGAUCUUGUUCCUCCAGCUUGGGGAGGAGACUCGCCGGGUCCACCUGACCCACGAGCUGACCAGCCUGGAUACUCUGAGGGCCCUCAUCGUGCACAUGUUCCCCCAGAGGCUCACCAUGGCCAUGCUCAGGUCUCCCAACACAGCUCUGCUGAUCAAAGACGAGACCCGUAAUGUCUUCUAUGAGCUGGAGGACCCGCGGGACGUUCAGGACCGCUGCGUAAUUAAGAUUUACUGCAAAGAGCCCAUCUACGGCACCUACCCCGGACACCAACACCCACACCUGGCCAACGGAGACCUGCGGAGGGAGAUGGUGUAUGCACCUCAGGACUCUCCACCCAACCGCCGCCUCAGCAACCCGCCCAUGUCUUCCCAGCAUUCAUCUUCCUCCGCCUCCCCUCAAGGCUCGCCGUCCCGCGCCCGCCUCCUCUACAGCGGCGGCAGGCCUUCCUCCUACGCCGGGCCGCCCCACCACACCCACUCCCUGCCGCACCCGCACCCCCACCCGCACUCCCAGUCCCACCACUCCUCUCCCCACCAGCAGCCGCAGCUCCACCAGCCCCAUCACACCCAGCAGGCCUUCUGCACCUCCUCCAGCGCCAUCCUGGAGCGCAGGGACGUGAAGCCCGAUGACGAGGUGGGGGGAUCCCGGACCAUGGUGCUGCUGCGGGGAGACGAACGCGGCGGAGGGGGGAUCUACGCGGACCCCUACUCUCUGGGCCCAGACACGAGUCGGCUGAGUAUGGCAGGAGGUCCUCACUCCCCUCUACCAGCCAGAGCAGACCCCUAUGGCUCCUUAUACCGCCGUGGAGGAGGGGGAGGAGGUGGAGGAGGAGGAGGAGGAGGAGGAGGUGCUGGGUCAAUGCGUUCACUCACCUCCUACACAGCAGCCGCUUUACAAGGAGAGCUGAUGGAAAGCGGCGCUCUCUACAGACCAGGAGGACCGCUUUAUAACGACGCCUACGCUGCGUCUAUGUUGGCCAUGGGGCUGCGGGUUCCUCCUCCGUCCUCCCCGCAGAAGAUACCCGACAUGAGGGAGUCCUACGCCGGCACCAUGCCCGGUCGGGGCUCCCCAGGGAGGCAGAGUUUGAGAAGGGACUCUGUGACCUCGUCUGUGUUCGGGGACAGUCCCAAAGCCCGUGGCCAGGGCCCAGGGUUAGGUCUCACCUCAGAGCAGCUCUGCUUGAUGGCCGGUCCUGGAGGGGAGGGAGGCGGCGCCGGAGGCUUCGGCUCUCCUCUGCUGGGAAACGAAACAGAGACCAGGGAGCGUAUGGAGGCCAUGGAGAAGCAGAUAGCGAGCCUGACCGGGCUGCUGCAGAGAGUACUGAGCAGAGCGCCGGAGGCAGAAAGCCCGGAGAAGAUUGAGUCAGCCAGCGACUGCUCAGGAACUGACACUGGACGAACUAAAAAAAAGAAAGUUCUGACACCGUCUGCUCCCCUGGCCCUGAUGCCUCCUCCACCCUCGGGGGCCAACCAGCCGGUGACGGUGUCCCGUCUGCAGAUGCAGCACCACCUACAAGGCCUGCAGCAGAACACCAACGCACUGCGCAAACAACUGUCGCAGCUACGCAACAUGCAGCUGGAGAACCAGGACUCGGUCUUGUCCCUGCUGAGGCAGACGGAGUCGGAGCUGAGCCUCAUGAUGCUGGACGCCAUGCGCACGCAGGAGGACCCGCUCCAGAGACAGCGCCUCCUGGUGGAGGAGGAGAGACUCAAGUACCUCAACCAGGAGGAGCUGCUCAUCCAGCAGCUUCAUGACCUGGAGAAGUCGGUGGAGGAGCUGCAGAGGAACUCGUCGGUGAAUCACGGCCUGGUGACGGAGCACGAUGUGGAGCAGAAGAGCAAAGAGCUGAGGAUGCUGGGAGAGACACUCACUGAGCUCAAAAACCAGUUCCCCAGCCUGCAGAGUAAGAUGCGGGUGGUGCUGAGGGUGGAGGUGGAGGCGGUUAAGUUCCUGAAAGAGGAGCCUCACCGCCUGGACGCCCUGCUGAAGCGCUGCAACACCAUGACGGAUGCGCUCAGCACGCUCCGCAGUCUCUUGUAUCCCUCCUAUAUGUACAGACAAGUGACCGAGGGAGUGUGGAAGGGCCCCGAGGACCUGUCGCAGAAGAGAUCGGAGGAUCGCAUCUCCGACCUAGACAUCCUGAACAGUCCUCCGCUCAGCCUCUCCGACCUGAGCACCGGCGCCGGCCUGGCCAACUGGAUGCCCGCGUCCGCCAACGACGCGGACAUCUCGGGCCCCGAGCAGGACAUCCCGCCUUCCAUGACCUUCAGGAACCGGGUUCUCGACGAGCUGCCGAGUCGGCGUCCUGGCGAUAAGUCCGUGUCGGCCGAAGUCAGACUGGCGGCAGAGCGGGACUGGGAGGAGAAGCGUGCCAGCUUGACCCAGUUCAGCGCCCAGGACAUCAAUCGCUUGCUGGAAGAGACCCAGGCCGAGCUGAUGAAGGCCAUCCCGGACCUCGACUUCGCUGCCAGGCACAUCAACAAGCCCGCGGUGCCCCCCAAGCCCCAGAUCACCAUCCCUAUCACUUCCACCACAGCGACCUCUCCUGCAGCCGGGACCACUGGGACCGCAGCCAACGCCGCUGCCUCCACCACGCCCGGCGGGGACCAGCAGCCCGGCAAAGUGCAGCUGGCCGCCCAGAAGCUGAACAGCAUGGAGGGGGGUUCUCAUCGAGGGUCGGUGGAUCUCAACGUGGCCAGGUAUCGUACAGAGAAGCCCUCCAAGUCUCCGCCGCCACCUCCACCUCGCCGAAGCUUCCCGUCGGCGCACGGCCUCACCACCAACCGCACCGGAGAGGUCAUCGUCACCUCCAAGAAUAUGAAGAUGGAAGAAGAUGGCGACCUGCCUAAAACUCUGGUGAAGCUGCGGCGGACGCCCUGCGACACCCCUCGACCUGCCUCGACCCCGCCUGUGAUCGCAGCGUCGGGCAUUCGCGACGACGACGACGACGAAGAGAAGAUUAUUGCUGAGCUGGAGAUAUUUCAGAGAACGCCUGUAAAAGAUUGUAAUAAACCAAAGGCCACCCCCGCCCCGCCCUGCAUCUUUGGCUCCUUGGGCAGAAAGAACAGCAGCAACUCUCCGGGGCCGAUGAAGGGCCCCACCGUCGCCGCCCGGCUCAAACACCUCCAACAAGGCAGCCUGGAGAGGCCCAAAACCCGCAAGCAGAAAGAGGAUUUCCCCAAAGUCCAGGGCCAGCAGCAGGUAUUCCACUUCUAACAGCUCCACCUCUGAUGCUUCUUCUUCUUCUUCUUCGUCUGAGGAACGUCUGGCCCCAACCAGCAGACACAAACACCAGAGGGGGGGGACCAUCUACAGAAACCUUGAUUCUUACCAGUUCUUGAUGUGUGUUUUGACAUUUGAGUUACUGGAUCUAACCUAGCUUGCUUAGAGAUCUUGUCGUACGAGUAUGUCGAUGUUUUGAUUUCCUGAGGAAGGUUCUUGGUGGUGCUUGUGACUGAUUAAACUAGCUUUAUUAUGAUAAUAGUCAGAUACAUCCAUUGAUCUCCAGUAAUGCCACGGAAUGAUUUCAUAUAUCUCAAAGUGAUCCAGCCAUGUAGUCUCUCACUGAAUCCUCAUCUCUCACUCUAUCCAUCCAGUAGCGACCACCUGCUGCUCUCUUUGUAUCACCCGUCCUUUAACCGUCUCCAGGUUAGCGGGCAGCGCUGCAGCAGCUGCACGCUGUUUUAGCUCGCUGGUGUGGCUGCUGUCGAACAGCCAAGAGGCCAAUCCAUUAAGCUAGCUUAACUCAGAAUUGCCUUUUUUUACAGCUCUUAUGCUACGACUUAUUAUGCAAGAUGAGACGAGAGUGAAGCACAAGGUGCGAGGUCACCUGAAGAAAGGUGUUUUUGUGGAGGAGCUUUUCAGUUUAAUGUGUGCAAUAAACAGAUUUAUAGAGGAGAAGUGCAGAAUCAUAUUAUAUACGAGCGACUGAGGCAGCAGAGGAAAAACAAAACGUAUCUGGAAGCAAAAAAUAAUUAAAUCAUAUAAUCAACUGUAAACCUAAUUAUGAAAUUGAAUGUCACUGAAUUGUUAUACUUGGAAAAAAAUAUCCGACUUUGAAAUUUAACAUCUGUCAUUUAAAGUUAUGCAACUCAACUAACUAAACUUAAUUUUACACAAUACUCAUUUUUACUGAGUAGCGCUUGAAUGCACCAUAAUGUAAUCAAUGGAACCUCCGCUAACGUUAGUAGCUCCGUUAUUUAGCCAAGCAGGACUGUGCUGCCCACCAGCUGCUAACAGCUAAUGUUACUGACUCUCCUCCUGACGAUUUCAACACAGAUUUGUUGUUCACAGUCUCGUCAUAUCAAGGAUAAAUAGGGUGCGCCCCCUCAGGUUUAGUUUUAGUAAAGCGAUGCUUUUGAGCACUUUUUCUUCUCUCCGCCAUGGCUACGGUCCCAAACAAAAUGAAGCAUGAUGCGUAUGCGUCAUUGUGCAUGUCUAACACGUUAUGCGUGGUGCGAAAGCUCAGAUAAAUUGACCUUUUUCCCCAAAAAUGUGGCUCUUUUUCAUCGCGAAAUAUUCACGUUCUGUAUGAAAAAUAUGUUGACAGCAAAUUAAUCGCACAAAAAAAACGCCCCAGGUGUGUUCAGGCCUUAAAGGUGCUCUAUACAAUAUCCAGAGCAUUAAUAUAUCAACAAGCAACUAUUUCCUAUGUAAAGAUAUAGAGGAGUAAUGUCUACCUGAGCAGAUAAUGAAGUCUCUCUCUCUCUGUGUUUGUUGUAAUCUGAGCUUUUUCUGUGUUUUAUUGACGUAGCCGGCCGGCUGCGCAUGCUUUUAUUGCAUGUGAGCGUGACCCACUGGCUAGCUCACGGCCGCCGCUCUGCACAGCUCUCGUACCGCGACCACAGCUGAUAACGCCGUCAGUUGUUGCGGAAGCCCUCAUGUGAGCACUGUUAGCUCCGUUAGCCGCCAGCUCAGCUUCCGCCACGUUGAGAGCCGUGCGAAGGCAAUAGAAAUGCUGCCAAUCUCGCAUUUAGCACUUUUAACGUGACACAUUCAGUCGUCGUUAAAUUUCACAAUCGGGUAUUUAGUUUCUUAUAAAAUUCUAAUUAUUAUAAUUUGCUUCCAACCGCCCGUCCACACAUACAGACUCAAACACGGGAGGAGUGACGGGAAGCCUUUCAUUGGGAAUUGAAUCUCAAGACUGCAAAGUCGCAUAGUAGCGACAUGGUUGUGUCCUCCUGGUGACAACUACUUCAACUCAGCGGGGGAAAACCUGUCAACAGCUUCUCCAUUCAAUAUGAUACAACUUUAAGAAGCUGCUGGGAAAGUAAAAAUAAGAAACAAGGCACCUGAUUGGACGAACGCUUUCCCUCGUGGGCUGCUGCUCCCAGCUCUCUAACUGGAACCAACAUCGCUCGUUUGGAAACUUUUUUCUCUUAUAUCACGAAAAUAGUUCACCGAAAUGUGUUCCUGAAAACAUUUUAUGUGAGAAAUAAGCCGUGCAGCUGAUGAAUCUGUCUUUAUUUUGGAUCGACAACGUGUACUUUAAAAGUUUCUUGAGAGUUUCCAGAGGUGGCGAGUCGCGCCGGACGCCCCUGAUUUUCAUAAAGUAGCCUAGACCUCAACUUUAUGCAAACGCUACGCUACCAGAAUGCAUGCAUGCAAGGACGGAGGCCGGCGGACACGUACCAUCAGAGCCGAGUAUGUGUAAUAUUUAGCUUUGGGCUCAUGAGAAGCCACUUUUGAGUGUGUAUGUGUGAACAGGAGGUUAAACUCAGUACUUGGCCUUUAAGAUGUGAAGCUCCACUCGUCUUAUCUGUUCCUGCAGACGCUCCGAGCGGCCCUCGACCUGCCGAGUGGAGCAGCGUUGACCCAUCCUCCACGGCCCUCUUACAAAAAAAAGAAAAAGAAAAAGAGCUUUUAGAAAAUACUGUGAAAGAGAGAAAAGGAGCCGGUCAGUCUCAGCCUUAACCGCUUCACCCCGAUCCAUAUAUCCACCCAGAGCCAUCGUCUCUCUGCAUGUGGGCCAGUUUCAGGAAUCUAUUCUGAUUAAUUCAUGAAUUUACCACAUUAAACAUGCAGCAUUUAUAAGUUUAUUUAGAGUUUUCCAAACACCUCCGAGAAGCAGUUCAUCCGCAGGAGCCCAGACACAUUUAGAGACUUAACUUCUGGUUCUCAGAAAGGACGGCGUCUCUGACGAUAGCUUCCGUUAGCACGCGGCUAACACGGCUGACCUCCACUUGCACUUCCCUCCACACAGAGACCUCCAGGAUUAGUAUUCAGGGCCGCUUGUGUCUUGUGCUGGUCUGAAUAUCAACUCCAUUUUUUUUUGCGCCUCAUUUCCCUUAUUGCUUUUUGAAGAUUUAUCACCCAAAGAGCCUGAAAGCAAACGGUCAAAUCAUGUUGGUUUUUGUUGCAUAAAGUCCAUGUUUACAUGGUGAGGAGGGAGCUCAUGGCUCAUGAGAUAAUGUCUUCAAUGGUGUUAAUAUUGAACACAAACACAUAUCCUCAACCAGCCCGGUCGCACGAGAAGGCGUAUGAGUGACACCAUAAUUAGGGUUCUAUGAAAUCCAUUGUAUUUUUUCCCAACUUCCAUGUUUUAGCAUUGAAGCACAUUUUGUCACCAGAUAAAGUGUCUAAUCCCGUGGUGGAUGAAUAAAAUGUCAACAACUCAUAAGAAAAUAAUCAAAAUUGAAUAAAUAUCAAUGAAUUUGAUGUUUCAAAACAGCUAUAAAGUAAUCCAUUCCGUCCUUUUGUAAAAUAAAGUGCUCUAAAUUUAGCUGUUAGUGUCGAAUUCCUCAGGUUUUUGGAUGACUAACAGGUGACCCCUCCUCCAGGUUUCCCCUCAACUCAUCUCUUGCGCUCUCAUUGGCCGUAGCUCUCCGACAGGUCACACAUUAAGCCUGCUAGGUGACGCAUCGGCGAGCCUCUCAGCUCACGUCUUUAAGCAGCGAGCGCAGAACAAACGCCAAUUUGCCUCUGAUCUGGGGCUUUUUUGUCUGGAACCUCCAAAAACUGUUGGCGAGAGGUAAAUCAGGGCUAAAGUGAACUAGACCAGUCGUCUGGCUGGUCUUCUCCGGCAUGAAUGAGUCAGAGAAGAGAGGCAGUGUUCCCGUAAACGAAACCAAAACAUAGCGGUAUAGUUUUUUCAUGUUAGUCGGCUUAGGUGCUGUGAAAAAGCGCUUGUAAUGGCUGGAAAAACCCUGAUUUUCAUAAAUAGUUUGGAAAAUCCCACACUAUUUUACAGUUGAUUCCAUUUUUAUCAACUGAUUCCGCGAUUCCAUCCGUGUUUUCCACAUCGUGGAAACCAUAGAGUCCUAGAUAAUUCACAAGCUUGCCAAAAGAGCGCCGUUGUUGCUUUAGGCGUGUCAUUUGUACGCCAUGUAGUCUGUACUGACUGCAAUGUAAACGCAUCCUUGUGAAUAUACUACGCUCAGAGCUAGCGUAGAAUAAUAAUUGAGAAAGACUGCUAACGGUGGGUCGGAGGGGAGGUGGAUGGGUCCAACAAACGCAGCACUUUCAACCCGGAGACCUGCUGUUUUGCUUUGUUAGUUACGUUAGUGAUGUUUGUCUCAUUUUCCGUACUUAUGUUACGUUGUUUACGUACGUGUUUUAGUUAGUUUACGUACUUGUUUAGGCCCAACCAUGACAUUUUUCCUUUUCUGGCUGCCUAAACUGUAGUUUUGUUACGUGGCGUACAAAUGACACUCAAAAAGCCUAAAAUGCGACCUCAUGACAUUCGUAAUGUUCUUGUAAUGUCGUGCUAUUUAUACGCCUUCCCAUGAGAUCGGGUCGCCUCAACAACGUGCUAGAUUCAACAUGAUCUGCAGUAUUUCUGUAAUUAUUUGUCUCCUCAUCAGUAGAUCAUAAAUGCAUCUCAAUCACUCUUAACUGUACAUACAGUGUUGUGGAUUCUGGGUCAAAUGAAGCCUCAUGUAUAAUAGUAGAUGUAAAGAACCGUGAUACAGAAAAUCAGUCGUACAUUUGGGGGACAGUUUGACUCAUUAAUUUGCUGCCAUCUCAGUCACUUUAUUCUUUAAUCACCCCGUCUCCGUUGUGGGUGAAGGAUGCAGUAAACAUCACAUGAUGCCUGUUUCAAGAUCAGCAGAAAGUGGUGCAAUGUGUGCACUUGCCUCGGGCAGAAUGAAUGCAUUUGGGUUGUAAAGUGUUUGCUAACCAGAGGCUGUUAGACUACAGCAUCCGUCUACAGGAGCUGCCAAAGCAGCGUGGCCAAAUGCUCCGUAUUUUAUCUGUGUUGGCGCACUCACACAUAAACCUAUAGUUUAUUUGAUGGAGAAGUUUGCUGCUCUGCUGCAGUAAAAAGAGGCGUUUCACUUUAUAAUCCCUUUUCAAGCCUGGGUGGUGCACCUGUCUGCUCGUCCUUUUGUUCCGGAGAGCGCUGAGCGAGCCACAGAUGUGCCGGUGUCCCCCCGAGGCAGCGAGCGGCACCUUGUCACCACAAACUGCUUUCUUUCAUUGUUGAACUUUAAGCCGUUGUCAAGCUCGGAUUCUUCCUCCUUGUACACCCUGUUCCUACACAGUUACAGACAAUAUGAGCUUUCAGAGGACGUGAAUGGCUUUUUAAGUUGUGUUUUAUUCCGCCAGCCUUUUCUCCAGGCAUUACAGUCGGCUGUUUAUCCUCACCGGUCCUCAAAGAAUACAUCUUCAUCCGAGCGCCGUUCGCCAAAAACUGUGAUUCUUAUUUUAUCUCGUCCCUUUCACAGAGCCACUGUUUCUCUGUGGAUUUUAUUCUUUAAAGUAGGGAUGUCACGGUACCAGAAAUCUAGUAGUCGAUACCAAUACCAGUGAAUUUCCACGAUUCUCGAUACCAAAUU